Molecule: messenger RNA, 4142 nt
Organism: Seminavis robusta
Lineage: Eukaryota; Bacillariophyta; Bacillariophyceae; Naviculales; Naviculaceae
Source: the annotation of a GenBank genome assembly
AGAUAACAACUAACUGUACCGGUGAACCUCACCAAGCAUCCUCUUGGGGAACGUUCUGCUGGAGGUGCUAGCUUGCUCCGUGAGCUUGUCAUCAGCAAUUGUCAGGCCGUGGGAAUCGAAUCAGGACCGAAGCUUGUGCCCUUAGUUCUCGCUCCGAUAAUAUCAGGCACCAAGCUCGCUGCCUCGAGCAAGAGGAAUGAUCCCUUACAUUGCUGCUACCAGUGGUUUGCUACAGAUUGACGUCUUUUUCCUUGCUCCAAAUCUACCGGUACCGGUAUGGCUUGCACCUGUCCUCGUGUAGAGUUCUCCACUUAUCCAGUCUUGGCUUCGACUGGUUCAGUCGGCAAGGAUCCUCUGUUUGGUACUACCACUGGCAACCUUGCUUUAGGAGAGUUGAGAAUGAUUGAAUAUGAAUCAAGCAACCAGCCAACCCGCGGUGCUGGCUGCUUCCAUCUCAUCUUGCGAGUAUUCAGAUCUUGCAGAUUGCAGAGUGAAGGACAGGCUGCCUGAGAUCGUCGUCUUGCUUCUACGUGUAUUAGCUAAGAUACGGGAGCUGCUACGGGUAUGCACGGAUACAAGAAGAAUCUGCUAGCUAGCGUUGCCUGUCAUGAGAGCUCGAACAACGUGUUUCUGUCUAGCUACCGGUACCAGCUUUCGUCCCAGAAAUUGGAAUGUAAAGUACACGUAGGCAUUGCCCAAGGCCUCGACUUAGCUUGGUUUGUCAUGUUGUGGUACGGUUUGAUGCUUGAUGCCUUUCUCGGAGACUCGAAUCAAUGGAGAGUGAAACGGGAUGUUUUCCCAGCUUUGCUAUCUAGUUUAUUGUGUAGGCUUUUUUAAAGUAUGUUAUAUCUCUAUUCUCUGCUCUCUUCAGUUUUUACUUGAAUGAAUGAAUGAAUGGUAAUCUGGAUGCGAAUACCAUUGUCAAAGUCUGCCCCUGAACCGAACUCUGGUGCUUGCCUGUACUAUAGCUGGUUUGUGGAGUAAGUCACAAACCCCACGAUUCCCUCCCAAAACCUCCAACAUCUUGUGCGAGCAUUGCGCAGCCACCAAAACACACACAAGACCACGAAGAGACAAUCGCACAGCAUCAACACAACUCUGCUCUGUCAAGUGUCAAGGCCACAUUUGAUCUGCAAACUCUUACUCUCUACUCUACUCUCAGUCUAGACAACCACUACUAGUAAUAGCAGUAUAACAUCAUGACAGCAGAACCUCAAUCCACUGAAGACUCGGGUGGCGAAGGAGGAAGUGGUACUGGUACAAGUACUAAUAUGUUGUACGACCCAAAUCGAGCCGUGUCGAUAGCCCAGCUGGAAGCGGUAAUGAACCUGUUGGUGCACCCCGUCUGGAUUUUUGACUUUCAAGACAGGCGGAGAAUGCGUUGGGGAAAUCCAAUGGCAACUGAGUACUUCAAUUGUUCGUCUUUAGAAGAACUUCAAGGUCGAGAUUUCUCCAAGAUGAGCGACACUGUGAUCAAGCGCAACGCUGAAAUUCAAGCGGCCAUUGAACAGGGGCAAAGAAUUGUGGACCAGUGGACUUUCUAUCCCAAGGGACAAGCCAAGACUGCAAGAGUCACUAUCAGUGGGAUCUCUCUACUUGAUGAUCUUGAUGGCGAGAUGGGGCCGCAUGCAUGUUUUUUCGUUGAAGCAGUUCCCAUUGAGGAUAAAAAGCUCGACAGUGAAGUCCUAAGAGGAGUGGAAAUGCUGCGACACCUGCCUAUUGCCGUCUGCCAGUUUGACAUGAAGGGACACUGUAUGUUCCAGAAUCCAGAGGCUUGCUUGCUAGAAGAAGAAACAGAGCAACAGUUAGAACAACCAGAAAAACCAGAACAAGAACAACAAGCAGAAUCUAAAGCUGAACCAGCAGACCAAGACCAAAACAAAAACAAAAACAAAAACCAACCAAAAAAAGACAGCAAAGACAAGACAAAAACAGAAAGGAGGAGAGGCAGCAACCGGAGUAUUUCCACAGAUAGUAAUUGCACUGACAAUGAAACCUCAACGUCAUCCUCUGCCAAAUGUACACACAGAAGGCCUACAAGACGCAGGAGCAAACGGCUCUCCUCCGCUCUCAAUUUGGAAGCGGCUGCUGCCGCAAUGGCAGCCGACUCGUCAGAACGCACCCACUCUACCACCACCACAUCCACCAACAAAAAAAGAAAAAAAGCUGACGGAAGUCUACUCAGUAGAUUUGUUGAUCCAAUGGUGGGCACAAAGUUCCUACAUCAGAUACAACAAGCAUUUGACAAUACACAGUGCUCACAGAGUUGCCUCAAGUUGGAAGCUAUGCUACACACACAAAGGGGACCUACGUGGUCUGCUAUUCAAGUCAGACAAUCUACGGACCCAAUCACUGGAGAAUCUGUCCUCUUGUUCAAUGCACAAGACAAAUCUGAUGCUGUACAAGCGAGAAAAGAAAAACGAGCCAGAGAACAAAAGGCAGAGUUCCUCGCAAUCAUGGCACAUGAAAUCAGAACUCCACUGCAUCAAGUCACUGGAUUUGUGGACCUUCUCGACCAAACACAACUUGACAAGGAACAGAGGUCAUUUGUGGGAGUACUCAAGGCAUCUGUGCAGGGGCUCAUGACCGUCAUCAACGAUGUACUUGACUACAGUAAGCUGGAAGCUGGACACAUGAAAUUGGAAAACAUCCCCUAUGAACCACUCUCUGUCACUAAAGGAUCCAUUGAAGCUGUUAGAGCUGGUUGUGAAGAACGAAGUCUCUACCUACAACUGGACUGGGAUACCCGCAUACCUUUCAAACUCAAAAACGACCCCAAUCGUCUGAGACAGAUUCUGCUCAAUUUGCUUUCAAACAGUGUCAAAUUCACAAAGAAGGGUGGCAUCACAGUCAGGGCCUGCUACCUCAAUGGCAAUUUGGACGAUAGCAGUGAUUGGAGCCAUCAGGAACAAAAGAGACGCGACAACACCACUUCCGCAAACAACGACACCGACCAGCCAAUGGUCAAAUUCACUGUGAGCGACACAGGUAUUGGAAUCAGUGAAGAGCACAAAAAGAUCGUCUUUCAAAAGUAUCAGCAGGCCAAUGCCACCAUUGCCAGAAACUACGGUGGAACGGGAUUGGGGCUAAGUAUUUCAUACUCAUUGGUGCAAAUGAUGGGGGGAACCAUGGGAGUGGAAAGUGAGUUAGGAAAAGGAACCAGCUUUUGGUUUGUUCUGCCAGCAGUCAUGCCAACCGAAAAGGAUCUUGCAGGUGAAAUGGAUGAAGAUGAAAUGACUCUCCCUACAGCCCCUGCAUCGCCUAGCACCUCCAGCUGUGGUGCACCACAAUCUUCUCCUGUCUCGACCCAAAAUGGAAGCACCCAUGGCAGCUGCUCUGGAAGUGCAGCCAGAAAACAGAUUGGGCUCAAUGUCCUAGUGGCAGAAGAUAACAAGGUCAACCAGAAGCUUGUCGUCAAUAUGCUUCGUCGCAUGGGUCAUACAGCUUCAGUCGCUGAGAAUGGGAUGGAAGCGAUUGAAAUGAUUGAGAAGAGCGGUCAUGAUCAGUUUGACAUCUGCUUGAUGGACAUCCAGAUGCCGGUGUGCGAUGGAUUUGAGGCAACCAAACGACUGCGAUCGAUGGGAUACACUGACCUACCGAUUUUUGGGUUGACGGCAAGCAUGGGGCGGUCUGACUAUGAGGAGCUUGGGUUCAAUGACUGGCUUCCCAAACCCAUCCGAAUGAAAGAUCUCAAGGUCAAACUGUAUCAACUAUGGAAACUUGCGCAGCAAAGUCGACAAGAACAUCAAUGCCAGCCAUCGACGUCGUCCUUGCAACGCAUUGAGUGUAAGGACCCUCAGCAAUAGUACUCGUCCUGCGGAGCAAGGUGUGGUGGUACAAAACGGGGAAUCACGUCGGGUAUCUCCAGAGUACAGCAAUAUGGGAGCGGCUCUACUGGCGUCACUGAAUGAUUCAAUCGAAGUGCUAGCAAUUGCAAGGGCUCUUAGCCACUGAUGACGACGACGUCGUCUGAACGCAGCGCAGCGCAACGCGAAGGUUUGAGUAUCCAGAUCAUCGCGACAGUCGAGUAGGAUUCGAGGCACGGUUCGGGGGAAGCGUCUGUAAACGGAAUAACGAAGUGAGAAGAAGUAUCGCUGUAUUUAGUAGCUAGACUGCAGGAUGCAUGUCCAACAGCAAUGCGA